CUAGAAGGUGGAUGACGCAUGCGCAGUUCCUCAGACUGCCACUGGGCAAGGACAUAAGGAGAGUACAUUUGUAUAACGUUAAAAACAAAUUUAUUAUCUUUCUAAAUCACACAGGAUUUUGCGUCAAUCAGAUUUGGAUACUCUCUCGCAUCUCUGCAAAGUGAGCUGACGCUCCACAUCAUUUCAUCUGAUUCUUUGAGGACAGCAAGGUUUUGAAGGACUGAAGUUGCACUGUGAAUGAGUGACUAACCAGAGACAGCGGUGGAUGGGAGAGUUUGCGUUUCCUCCUCUUUGAGUAGUGGAAUGAUGUCAUCUUUCUGAGACUCCAUCGAGGUUUCCUCAGCACCCUGACUUGAAUGGCUGUGUGCAGAGGGGGUGUCUCUCUUUGGGUGGGGUGUGUCAGAAACCAUGGCGGCAGGCAACCUAUGAAGAAACAGUGCUGGAAUUUAUGUCAGACGACCGAGUUUCACUUGAAUGACAACUGUAGGAGCCUGAGCAGUGCAUCAUGGGCCUUGGCUCCUCCAAACAGUCUACGUUACCUGUCUGUUAAACAGCCAUCCCUGUCUCAUCCCUUCCACCACGCAUGCCAGCCAAACCAAGCGGCCAACCUAGAGGAGGAGGAGGAAUGGGAAGAGGCGGUCAGCUUGCGCGUUCUGCUCAAACCCUGUGAGACCGAUGAGCAGCACACUUUGGUGGAGGUGCCCUUUUUUGGGCCGGCCAAACUAAGCGAGCUCCUUGCCUUGGGGCCCAACAGACCCUUUGACUUACUUUUUCCUUUAACCACUGUCGAUGGGAGCAGAGAGGAUGAUAUUAGCAUUACCGGAAAGGUAGGGACAGACACGGAGAGAGGUUCCUUCAGGAGUCUGUUUGAGGCCGAGGGAUGCCCUGCGCCUUUUAUGUUGGGAUCUCGCUUCUUUUGCUUUCACUGCCCCGGGAUGAAGUCUGCCUCUGAGAUUGGGGACAAAUCAGGAAAGGGACAGGACGAGCAGAGCUUCUAUCCAGCCCUCCGUGGCAUACAUUGCAGCCAUGCUGAGACUGAGAGAGUGGACAACAGCUCUAGCCAACGAGACAUGGAGAAUGAGGAGAAACUGGCCCUGAUGUAUGAAAAGCUGAGGGUGGAGCUGCCCCGUUUCUUUGUGAAAAAUCAUGACUACAGCAUAUACUCUGAAGAUGUUGAGUUCAUCAAUGGUCUUCUCAACACAAAGACAAGGGGUCGUAUGGCGUACCAGCUGACUCUGACGGUUUGGCGGUUGAUGUGUCUGUGUUACUAUGCGGAGGCUCAGCUGGAAGUCCUGAAGCUGACCAAGCAUCCAGAAGAUGGCUCAAUCAAAGCUCGCUGGAGAAUCAAAGGCCUGCCCUUCCACUCCAUUCUGGUGUUCUUCUACAAGAAAGACAAGAACGGUCUCUACAGAACAUAUGAUGCAUUCUCCACCUUUUAUGUUGGCUCUGAUGGACGAAUACACCGUCAUAAAGUUGAAAAGGUUAUGGAGGCUCGCCCCCCCUUGCUUCCCAAAGUGACCUCAGUGCUGGCCGGGGCUCUGGUGGCCCUGGGCAUUCAGGAACACCGACCUGCCCUCAACCUGCUCCCACUCCUGCUGUCUUCCUUCCGACAGGCCCGAGCAUGAGCCGCAGAGCCAGAAGUGUGGAUGUGUAUGCUCAGAAGAACUUAUGUUUGGUCACACCAUUAAAAAGACUUAAAAAGAUGCAGCGCUAUAUUGUGUGGGUAGAGUGAAUGAGAUGUUGGUAACUGUUUUUGGGGGGAGUGGGGGAAUAUUUGCAGGUACAAGAGCAAACAAAAGUUAAAACUGUUCUCACUAGAAACAAUCUUCUGUGUGCACGCUUUCCAUUAUUUGAACAUCACCAAACUGGAAUCAGUUACCUCAAUACUCUGGUUUGUAUUGCAACAGGUUUCGGAGCCUAGCUAAUAUAUGUACUCCACUAUAAGGCAGGAUAACCCACUAGCCUAUCAUUUGAGCCAUCACUAAUUAGGAGGUUGAAACGCACAACUCUUUAACAAAUAGGUUUUGAUGACAUUUCUGUAGAGGUAAAUUCACGGUCAUUUUAAACAAGUCUGCUGAGACUGACGCUGUAAAACUUUAUGGCUUUUAAGUACGGUGGGUUGAUAAAGUUCUUCUCAGUGAUAGUAACAAAUCAUCAGAGGUGGUGGACUAAGGAAUUGUGCACGGUUAGUCUUGAUCGGUGUACAUUGUGGUGAUUCAUUAUAUAUUUUUUAUUAUAUUUAUAUAUUAAUUUGGGUUUUCAUCAGUUGCUCUGAUUUAAAUGUUGUAGAGACUGAUACCUGCUUUCAGCUGUUUCAUUUAGUAGCAAAAACCAAUAAAAGGUGUCAGGGUUGCUGCCUUUUUCAUGACCUUUGAGGGAAAGUGAUGGUAGGUACUGCCUUUUGAGGGUAGCGUUUAAUUGUUUUGGGCUUGUUCAUCGCUUUCAAUGCACAAUGCAAGUUAUUAAGUUCCCUGCAUAAUAACAUUGCCAAAUCCGCACUGGUCUUACUUAAAAAGACAUGCCGUCCAUGUAAAUUUAAGCACUUUUAAGUCCACAGUUGAUGCUUUCAAAAUUAUUUUUCAUUCAAAUAUGUUCAGGAGUGUAUUUCCAUAUGCAAAACUCUAUCAUUAAUGUACAGUAUAACCUAUACAUUGUUAAGGAUAGAGGUUUGCAGAUAGUGAAUUUGUCUCCUGGUUAAUUGGUCGGUUCAAUUCAGGAGUCAUUGGUUCAAUAUUUGACUUUUAGUGCAUUUGGUGUGAUAACACAUGCUGUCCACCCACCACAUACAUUACCAUGUGUUUUAAUGUUUCCAAUUGCUUUGACAUCCUGUGGUAAAGACAUAAACCAAACAUUUUUAAUCAACUUCCUGUAUCACAAAGUAGUCAGAACACAUCUUUGUCAAGUGCUUGCGCUUUUAAAUGGACAAUAAAGCAUUUGUUGUCACUGUAAUCUGCAAUUCAGUUUCAAAGGUUGAAACAGAACCAUAAACAUCAUAGCUGAGUCAUUGUUCUGCUGUGAUUAGUUUUGAGCUAAUUACCCAAAAACCUGAAUUUAUUGUGGGACAAAUAAAAUGCGUACUGUCAUUGAUA
Molecule: messenger RNA, 3089 nt
Organism: Pimephales promelas (fathead minnow)
Lineage: Eukaryota; Metazoa; Chordata; Actinopteri; Cypriniformes; Leuciscidae
Gene: c18h6orf136
Product: chromosome 18 C6orf136 homolog
Source: RefSeq, a predicted model, not a curated record